Molecule: messenger RNA, 2520 nt
Organism: Pistacia vera
Lineage: Eukaryota; Viridiplantae; Streptophyta; Magnoliopsida; Sapindales; Anacardiaceae
Product: receptor-like protein kinase ANXUR1
Exons: 1
Coding region: 1-2520 (839 amino acids)
Biological process (GO): protein phosphorylation
Molecular function (GO): protein kinase activity; ATP binding
Source: RefSeq, a predicted model, not a curated record
AUGAGCUCCAAUACCCGUUUUUUGUUUUUUAUCUUUUCCUUACUUCUCACAUUAAACAGUGUGUUUCAUAUUGUAAGCCAAACCACUCCAUCAGAUUCUGAUGCAUCAUAUAUCCUCGCAUGUGGUGCCUCAACUGAUGCUGAAGACACAGAUGGUCGUACGUGGAAACCAGAUUCACAGUUACUUUCAAAUUCAGGAAAUUCAAUGAUCCUUUCAGCUCACGUUCAAGACCCUUCGUUGCCAUCAACCAUCCCUUACAUGACUGCCAGAAUUUUCACAUCAACGUCAACGUACAAGAUCCUUGUUGCAAAAGGGCAGCGGUUUUGGCUCAGGCUUCAUUUUUAUUCAACUUCUUAUGGUACUCUUGACCCAUCAAAGUCUUAUCUUGAUGUCAUUGCAAAUGGUUUCACACUCCUUCACAAUUUCAGCGCCUCCAUAACAGCACAAGCUCUAACUCAAGUCUCUAUUAUGAAAGAGUUCUCUCUUGUACCAGCUCAAUCUGGUGAUCUCGACAUAACUUUUAAGCCUACUUUGGAACAGAAGGAUGCCUAUGCUUUUGUUAAUGGUAUUGAAGUGAUUCCAAUGCCCGAUAUUUUCAAGCCGGCGCCUUUGGUUGGAUAUAAUGAUCAAUUUGUGGAGGUUGAGAGCUCUUCCUUUCAAACAAUUGCUAGGUUAAAUGUUGGUGGACAAUUCAUUCUUCCAACUGAUGACUCAGGUCUUACAAGAACAUGGUAUGAUGAUUCACCUUAUAUAUUUAGUGCCGCUUUUGGUGUCACUUAUAAAGCUGAUAAAAGUAUCAAGAUUCAGUAUCCUAGCAAUGUGUCAAAAGAAAUUGCACCUUUGGAUGUUUAUAAUACAGCUAGGUCAAUGGGUCCAAAUGCAAAUAUAAACAUUAAUUAUAACCUAACAUGGGUGUUUCAGAUUGAUGCAAAAUUUACGUAUCUUGUUAGAUUUCAUUUCUGUGAGCUUGACUUGGAGAAGGUUAACCAAAGGGUGUUUAAUAUUUUUGUGAAUAACCAAACAGCAAAAGAAAAUGCUGAUGUGAUUGAAUGGGCUGAAUCACAAGGAGUACCAGUGUAUAAGGAUUAUGCAGUUUAUGCCAGCGAUGAAGACUUAUGGGUGGCAUUGCACCCAAGUGUGUCAACGAAGCCUCAAUAUUAUGAUGCAAUUCUCAAUGGAUUGGAGAUUUUUAAGAUGAAUGACACAAGGGGGAAUUUGGCAGCUCCAAAUCCUGUGCAAUCCCCAAUGCCGAUUCAAGCUGACGAUGCUCCCAAGAAAUUUAGACCCUCCAGAUCAGAAAGGGCUGCACAUGUGAUUGGUGGCAUUAGUGGAGGGGUUGUUGGUUGUGCUGUAGUUGCUGGUUUCUUCAUUUGUUUCACCAAAGAGAAGAGGAAAGGUGAUGGAAACCCAUCCUCUAGAGGCAAUUGGUUGCCACUGUAUGGACGUUCCCACACAUCAACAAGCAACUCAACAACAUCAGGUAAAAGUAUUGCCAGUAGCCAGCUUUCAUCAGUUGCAGCAGGUCUUUGUCGACAUUUCUCUUUAUCGGAGAUUAAACAUGGCACCAAGAACUUCAGUGAAUCACAGGUCAUCGGUGUUGGAGGAUUUGGUAAGGUCUAUGAAGGCCUGAUUGAUGGAAAGACAAAGGUUGCGAUUAAAAGAUCAAAUCCAUCUUCAGAACAAGGACUUGAUGAAUUCUUGACAGAAAUUGAGAUGCUUUCAAGGCUGAGACACAAGCAUUUAGUGUCUUUGAUUGGGUUUUGUGAAGAAGAUGGAGAGAUGAUUUUGGUUUAUGAUUACAUGGCUAAUGGGACCUUAAGGGAACACCUCUAUAGGAGCAACAAACCUGCCUUGUCAUGGCAGCAAAGAUUAGCAAUAUGUAUUGGUGCUGCAAGGGGACUUCAUUAUCUUCACACCGGUGCCAGGUACACAAUCAUUCACAGGGAUGUGAAAACUACAAACAUUCUAUUAGAUGAGAAAUGGGUGGCAAAAGUUUCCGAUUUUGGGCUAUCAAAAAUUGGUUCUAAUCUCCACCAAACUCAUGUUAGUACAAUGGUGAAAGGCAGCUUCGGUUACUUAGAUCCUGAGUACUUCCGCAGGCAACAAUUAACAGAAAAAUCAGAUGUUUACUCUUUUGGGGUAGUCCUUUUCGAAGUGUUGUGUGCAAGACCAGCACUUAAUCCUCUUUUGCCUAUGGAACAAGUUAGUCUUGUUGAUUGGGCUUUACACUGCCAAAGGAAGGGUAUUCUCGAGGACAUUAUUGAUCCACAUCUUAAAGGAAAGAUAAAUCCUCUGAGCUUGAGAAAGUUCACCGAGACAGCUGAGAAAUGUGUAGCUGAUCAAGGGCUUGAUCGCCCUACAAUGGGCGAUGUGUUGUGGAAUCUUGAGUUUUCACUCCAGUUGGAGAAAACUCCUGAGCAACCUAAAAUGGUUUCAUAUAACAACGCCGAUGACACUUAUGCAACGUAUACUGCUAUGUCAGGAACUGAUGAGGAUAGUUUUGUAAGCCUGGAAAAAUGA